Messenger RNA from Physcomitrium patens, 1770 nucleotides. RefSeq names its product transcription initiation factor TFIID subunit 11b. Gene Ontology annotation, biological process: transcription initiation at RNA polymerase II promoter; RNA polymerase II preinitiation complex assembly. Gene Ontology annotation, cellular component: nucleus; transcription factor TFIID complex. Gene Ontology annotation, molecular function: RNA polymerase II general transcription initiation factor activity; protein heterodimerization activity. Lineage: Eukaryota; Viridiplantae; Streptophyta; Bryopsida; Funariales; Funariaceae. The record is from RefSeq and is a predicted model, not a curated record.
AGACUUCAUUUAUUCAUCCAUGCAGGUUGGUCUAAGUUGUAGAAGCACCGCAUUCUGGAUGCUUCGAGGAGGAAGAGUAGUAGUAGUCUCCCUCACUCUCUCGCACAUCUUGUGGGGGAGUGUUUGUUUCUCUGAGUUGAGUUAGUUAGUCAAGUUCAGCUCAACCCGAAGGCACAAUUUCGGAUGUACCGGAGUUCAAUCAUGCUCUCCGCUCCCUUCGUCCGCCUCGUCAAGUACCCUUAACUGAUGGCAAUAUGACUUUGAAUGAAUGAUCCACAAAUUAGCAAUUUAACUUAGCAGCGAGCGAAAUUGGUGGAGCUCUUACGAUUAAGUAGUGAUAAUGCUUUGGUCACGUGUUUAGGGUUUUCGCUGAGGAUUUUCGAGUGGCGCAAUUUCGUGGAUUCGCACUCGAUAAUGAGAUCGAAAGAUUGGAGCAUGUAGUUGCCCUUUUUUUUGUUACUCAUAGUACUUAGGGCGCGAAAUUGUUGUUCGGCAUGGGUAGUGAUGCGGAUUUAACUGACUCGGAGUCAGAAGGAGGAUUUGUGCAAGCGGAGGUCUCCACACCCGUAGCAGGGCCUUCGCCGUCAGGGAAAGGUAAAGGGCCUGCCAAGCCUGCUGGUGGGAAUAAGAGUUCAAGGAAAGUUAUAUUAAGAGAGCCAAGCCCUACUAAUGACGAAGAAGGUGACGACGAAGGUGAUGCCAAAGAGAAUGACGGGCAUGGGCCUUCUGGUAGGGCUGUUGCCAAGGGUAGUGCAGGGAAGGAUGAUGAGGAGGAAGAAGAAGAGAACAUGGACCAUGAAGAGCUAGGGAAGUACCAGACAGUCGACCCUGAUAAAAUGCGGGCUGUGCUAGCUACCUUCACCCCUGAACAGAUGAGUCGGUAUGAAUGCUAUCGACGUUCUGGCUUUCAGCGUGCCAACAUGCGGCGCUUGCUUCAAAGUGUAUCAGGUGGUCCAGUGUCGGUUCCCAUGACCAUUGUCAUAUCUGGAAUAGCCAAAAUGUUUGUUGGGGAGCUUGUGGAGAUGGGGCGAAUAGUGAUGACCGAGAGGAAUGAUACCGGGCCUAUUCGACCUACACACCUACGCGAAGCGUAUCGACGACUGAAGCUGGAGGGUAAAGUGCCUCAACGUAACAGGCCCCGCCUCUUUCGAUAGCCAACAUGCUUGUGGGCAUUUGUUUGAAGAAUUACCUAACAUCAAACCAGCGCUCAACAAUGCAGCAAAGUUGUGUUAAAUACUAUAAGACGCAUCGAUUGCUCUGAAGAUGAGGUGACGAGCUGGAUUUCGUUCUUCAGUUCUCUUGGCCGAUCCAAAUGUGUAUGUGAACAAGGAAAACAGCUCUGCUAGCGUCUCUUGAGGAUGUAUGGCAUUAGCAAUAUGUCAUUACCCAAGUAAUCAAUGAACAUGAGCAGGUCGAGCUCUGCAUCAUCUUGUUUGUAAAUCUUUCAGAGUUAGGAUGGCGUUUCUGCAGAACACGCUAUGCAUUUAGAAUCCAGCUAAUUAGAAUUCUUCAAGACACGGAUGCUGCUGCUGGGGCAGGCGGAGGAGCAUACGCCAGGUUAAUUUAACUGUGAUGAAAAGUAUCUUCAAUUCGACAAGAGCUCUGUUUUCAUUAAACCAUCUAUGGAUUGUUAAAGUAGUGUAUUCAUCUCACCAGGUGUAACCUCUACCUGGAUUCCAGGCUUAUGGGCUUUGAUUUGUAUUCCAGAAAGGUUUACUUCAAGUCACUCCCAUCUCGACUCACCCUUGGUAUACAAUAGUUUUUCAUCCA